Messenger RNA from Peronospora matthiolae, 171 nucleotides. The record is from the annotation of a GenBank genome assembly. NCBI's taxonomy places the organism in Eukaryota, Oomycota, Peronosporomycetes, Peronosporales, Peronosporaceae.
AUGUUGGACGCCAAGAACGAGGUAGACGACGCUGGAAACUGCAACAACAAGAUCCGACCACAGCGCUGUGUCGAGGGCAGCCGGCGCUACGUUGGCCGUGAAUUUACCCGUCUCGUCGUUCGGAGCACAUCGGAGAUCACGUGCAUUGAUGUGUCGGAACUGGAUCUCUGA